AUGUCAACGAAGCAAUCGCUCUUCGGAGUACCUUAUAAAUAUGUCAGCCUCAUAACUUUAGUUGUUCAAAAUAGCACGUUGGUGGUGGUAAUGCACCACUCGCGUGUUAUGGUCCCAAAAGAUCAACAGUUCUAUGCCUCUACCGCGGUAUUUCUAGCCGAACUCUUCAAAUUAUUAAUAUCGUUAUAUAUGGCGGGACGAAUACAGAUUGCAGAGAAAGGUUCAUUAAACAUUUAUGAUUUAUAUCAAGACUUAUUUUCUAAUGACGCUUGGAAGUUAUUGAUACCGGCAGCACUUUAUACGGUACAAAAUAAUUUACAAUACGUGGCGGUAAGUUUACUAGAUGCAGCAACAUUUUCGGUGACAUAUCAACUCAAAAUCUUGACGACCGCGUUGUUUUCGGUUAUCUUGUUGAAGAGAUCAUUGAGUGGAAUGAAAUGGUUCUCGUUGGUUUUACUUACUUUAGGCGUGGCACUUGUUCAAUUACCAUCAGAUAAUAAUUCGACAACGAAAGGUGACAAUGAAAGCAUGGAAAGAUUUGUUGGACUUGGUGCGGUGGCUGUCGCCUGUGUAAUUUCUGGGAUGGCUGGUGUUUAUUUUGAGAAAGUCUUAAAAGGGACGCAUGCAUCUAUUUGGACUCGGAAUAUACAAUUAUCAUUCUUUUCAUUAUUUACUGCAUUGAUCAUGGGAGUAUGGUGGAAAGAUGGUGUUAAUGUUGCGGAAAAGGGAUUCUUUUUCGGUUAUAAUAUGGUUGUCUGGGCUGCAAUUGUAUGUCAAGCUAUUGGUGGGAUAAUUGUCGCUUUGGUGGUGAAAUAUGCUGAUAAUAUCCUCAAAGGAUUUGCCACCUCGAUCUCGAUAAUUCUUUCGUUUUUGGCAUCACUUUGGAUUUUCACUGAUACCAGUAUUUCAACAGCAUUCUUGGCUGGUUCCACUCUAGUGCUGGCUGCUACUUAUAUAUAUAGCCUACCCGAUAGUACCCCUAUAAUCAAUAAAGACACAGAAAAAGAUGAAGAGGCUUCACAUCGAUUAUAUGUCUUGACACAAAUAGAAGAUCAACACGACGAGGAAGACGAAAAAGGAUAUGUGUAUCAUCUAAACAAUAACGGAAGUAAUGGUUAUACCAAGGUGAAUCAGAUUGAUCUUCAUGUGGAGCAUUAA
Molecule: messenger RNA, 1158 nt
Organism: Ambispora gerdemannii
Lineage: Eukaryota; Fungi; Glomeromycota; Glomeromycetes; Archaeosporales; Ambisporaceae
Source: the annotation of a GenBank genome assembly